UUUUCCGAGAUUUAUAAUGACCCAGGUACCAUUACGAAAGAGCAAAUGUUUAUAACGGACCUGGUGAGAUCCGAGAAGAGGACUUGAGGGAGGUAGAGGGGAGAGGACUCGAAAACGGCAUUUGCGGUGCAAGCGAGAGAAGUUCUGAGUAGAUGGAAGAAGACGAACCUUGCCAGAUCGAUACAUCUCCGACUAAAGCCAUUGAUGACUACGAGGUUGAGGAAAAGAAGCAAGCAGCUGCAGAUGUUCUCUUUCAAUAUUCACAAUUUGUUAUGGCAUGCAUAGGGGAGGGUGUCCGGCCUUGUGACUUGAGGCUUCACUUGAUGAAGGAGCUCUCCGGACUCCCAAGUUCAUUACGGAAAGAGCCUUCACCAAAGAUAUCAGGCACCAAAGCUGAUGAGCCAUCAUCUUCAGGGAGGGUGAAAAGAGAGAACACAAAUGGCCUUGGCUCCAAUCCUCAAUAAAGUGUGGAGCGUACAUACUUGAAUUACACAUGGGAUCUUCAUGAUGUGAAAAUCUAACAGGGCUUAAAGCAUCACGCGCCAUUCAUAUUUGGCUUGCAACUAUUUGACAUAGGUUUUAUGAGAAAUGGAUAAGAAAAAUAGAGAAGAAAGAAAAUGGAAAUAUUAUCAUAGGAAUGGAAAUUAUCCACUUUGGGUAUUGUAUCCUUUUAUGGGGAUUUAUUUGUUUCUUUGUAUGAUAAGAAAUAACAAAGUGUUUAAAUCCAAUGUUGAAUUGUAUGCGCGCAUUUGUAUUAUAUGGCUCUGAGCAUCAUCUUUA
This is a messenger RNA of Amborella trichopoda, 780 nucleotides long. RefSeq lists its product as uncharacterized. Lineage: Eukaryota; Viridiplantae; Streptophyta; Magnoliopsida; Amborellales; Amborellaceae. The record is from RefSeq and is a predicted model, not a curated record.